AUGUCGAAUAAACAGCGGCCUACGUUGCCUCCAAAACGGACAAUUAAUACGAAGCUAUCAACCCCAGUUCACAUCUCUCCUCCAGUAAGUUCUGAAUACUCUCGUUUGACGCCGCAACGGCAUAGUCCUCCUGGGUUUGGAAAUCAUCGAAUAUCAUCAGCCCAGGAACUAUUCCAGCGAAAAAAUAAUGCACAAAAAAUAGAUCACCCAUUAGGUUGGCUACUCAAGAAUCGUCAUGUGGAUGCAAAUUCUCAUAUUCCUCAACGGACGACAAAAACAUCGCAAAAGCUAGUACUUCUGCCUGAAGAUCAUGCUGUCAAUUCAUUUGAAGAAGAUCCCAGUGUUUAUGAAGAUAUGGUGCCGCUGAGUUCGUAUAACAUGAUUAAGUCGGAAAACCUUUCAAAGGACAAAAGAGAGGAAUUGGGAUUUCCAAGAGCCACAGCUUAUUCUAUAUGCGACGCCUUUCAAUUACCAAAGGUGAAACAUUUUUUGAGAACGUAUCACAAGGUUAGACCGAGAAAAUACGAUGAAACUUUGUACGCUGUUUACCAUUUACCAUUAGUGUAUGGUAGAUCAGACUCCUGCCGAAUUGCCAGUGGCCCUCCACCGUCAACGGAGCAAGAAGAUUCUCCUUCUACCUCUUCCGAUCAAUCACAACAACAAUUGAAUGAGGAAUCCACCUCCAGCACUUCUCCGUCUGCAAGUUCAAUUGCUCAAAUGUACCGCAUUUCAGAAAUUUUUGUUUAUUCUUAUGGUGUCAUAGUGUUUUGGAAUUUCACUCUAGGUCAGGAAAAAGACAUUUUAGCAGAUUUAACAUUUGCAGGGGGUGAGAACUCAUUGAUGAUAAAACCUUUGGCUGAGGAGGAAUGCGAGGUCGAAGAUUUACAUUUUCAUUACGCUCCGCAUACCAAACGGCCUCGUAUUUAUAACGAUAUGAUUCAUAUUCCCUCUGCUGAUAUCAAAAUGAAACUAGUAAUGUCUCAUGCUCUUGCACAAUCCGUCAAGCUUUCUAGGUUUGAACUUCGGACAGACGUGACAAUGAAUUCGGCCCUAGUUUUCCCAAAAAAACUUGCUUUAUAUGGCCAUCUGGGCCUCUCUAGGGCCGAGGUUAUUCGAAUGAGUGGGCAUUUAUUUCAGUUACGUGUAGAUGUAAAUCUAAUCAGUAAUGUCUUGGAUACACCGGAAUUUUUAUGGGAUUCAGAACCUUUGCUACUUCCUUUGUACACAGCAUUUCGACAAUAUUUAGAAAUUGGGCCUCGGACGAAUGUUUUAAACAAGCGUUGUAAGGUUAUAUUCGACAUGCUUGAUAUUUUUGGGAAAUCAAGUGCAGACAGAAAAAUGAAUUCCAUAACAUGGAUUAUCAUUAUUCUAAUUACUUUGUUCAUGAUUGUUUUUAUGUUUGAGGUUAUUCUUCGUUUAAAGUUAGCAAAAAGCUAA
Molecule: messenger RNA, 1437 nt
Organism: Schizosaccharomyces osmophilus
Lineage: Eukaryota; Fungi; Ascomycota; Schizosaccharomycetes; Schizosaccharomycetales; Schizosaccharomycetaceae
Gene: sif3
Product: mitochondrial protein
Exons: 3
Coding region: 1-1437 (478 amino acids)
Source: RefSeq, a predicted model, not a curated record